CUAAGCAGCAGCAAAAGCAAACGCAAAAGCAAAAGCAGAGCAGCCGUAGCAAGACCAAGCAUAACAACAUAAGAACAAGGCAAAGAGAAUCCCUCCCAAAAUAAAAUCCAACGGGGCAGAAAAACACAACGUACAACAAGAAAGGAAAGGAAAGGGAGAAAAGAAAGCCAUGGGCGGUCGCACGGAACCCAACAUCGUCGUCACGGGCACCCCCGGCGUCGGCAAGACGACGCACUGCGAGGUCCUGGCCGAGCGCACAGGGCUCAGGCACCUCAGCGUCAACCAGGUCGUCAAGGACAAGGGGGCCCAUGAGGGCUGGGAUGACGAGUUUCAGAGCUGGGUCGUGGAUGAGGAUAAGUUAUUAGACGCCAUGGAGGAUGACGCAGCAAAGGGCGGAUGUAUAAUCGAUUGGCAUGCAUGCGAUCUGUUCCCUGAACGCUGGGUCGAUCUCGUGGUUGUGUUGAGGACGGACUCGACGGUGCUCUAUGAUCGGUUGAAGUCAAGGAAAUACCCAGAGGCUAAGCUACAGGAAAACCUUGAUAGCGAGAUCAUGGAGGUCCUACUGCAGGAGGCUAGGGAAUCUUAUGAUGAGCAGAUCGUGGUGGAGCUCCAGAGUAAUGAUUCGGAUCAGAUGGAGCAGAAUGUUGAUCGGAUUGAGGCUUGGGUGAAGCAAUGGAAGCAGGACCACCCGGAAGGGCAGGAGGCCGGUUGAGGUUAGACAUGGUCCGAGAAAUGAUCAAAUGAACCAUUGCAACAGGCCGUAC
Molecule: messenger RNA, 764 nt
Organism: Truncatella angustata
Lineage: Eukaryota; Fungi; Ascomycota; Sordariomycetes; Amphisphaeriales; Sporocadaceae
Product: AAA domain-containing protein
Exons: 3
Coding region: 170-712 (180 amino acids)
Cellular component (GO): nucleus; cytoplasm
Molecular function (GO): ATP hydrolysis activity; AMP kinase activity; ATP binding
Source: RefSeq, a predicted model, not a curated record